Molecule: messenger RNA, 2779 nt
Organism: Pecten maximus
Lineage: Eukaryota; Metazoa; Mollusca; Bivalvia; Pectinida; Pectinidae
Exons: 15
Coding region: 117-2528 (803 amino acids)
Source: RefSeq, a predicted model, not a curated record
AUAUUUCAAUGGAAAAAUGUUUGUAUGUACAUAAGGCUGUUCGCAGAAUAAAAACAAUAUACAUCAAUCUGAAUGACGUGUGGUAGGUUGUGCACCGUUGGACUAUAUUUGGCAACAUGGCGAAGAUUGAACCAAGCGCUGUUUGUAUGUUGAUUUUAACCUAUAGCUGUUACGGCAUUUAUGCAACAAUACUUAUACCGACGCCCGGAAGCUGGACGUGGAAUGAAAGUCAUGUCAAGUGUCGAGAAAAUAAUUCAAGACUGGCUUACAUGGACGAGAUAAACGCUCCAAUCAAAAUAUCUGAUGCCGAUAUCAUGGAGAAUGACGUGAUACUUUGGAUUAAUAACAAAACAGAUAUAGUUAAUCCAUGUGGUUGUGUGGAGGCAGAUGCAGUAGAAAAUAAUGGCUCGGUAAAACAUGUAGGUUCGGUUGAUGAAUGCGCCAUUCACUGCAGAGACUUCCCUCAGUUUGCUGUAAAGGGUUCCAAUUGUUCAUGCGAGGUGAGCAUUACUUGUCACCACAACCAGUCGACCUGUUUGGAUUCCGAUAACUACCAGAUAUAUCAGCGUGAAGAAACAUGUCUGCUGAUGUUUGGGAAUUCAACACGAUUUGACUUUAGAGCGAAGUUUGUCAGCUGUGAGAUGAAGGCAGGAAGCAUGUGCAGAACAGAUAUUAUCAAGGCAAUGUAUGGGACUAAGUUCACUUGGUACGAGGCACGGUCGCUCUGUCAAAAUGCAAGCAGCAAUCUCGUCGAUCUCAGUUUAGUAAGCGAUUUAGAAAGAACUAGGAGUAUUAAACUGGUGAAAAGCCGAUAUUACUGGACGAAUGGAGUGAUCAAGCACAACAAGGCCGGAGUUUUUCAGAUCACAGAUUGUGUGCAGGCUUCGGGAAUAUUAGAUAAUGUCAGGAUACAUCGCCAACAGGAGUGGAAUUCUGUCUACUCUUGUCAGCAGAGGUGCAAAAGUGAGAAAAUAGCCCUAAUGGAUGAUCAAUGUGGCUGUCUGAUGGAAAGUGAUGAAUUAACAAGUUGGAGAACAUCUGGAUGUACGACUCCUUGUUUAGGUAACACACGUGACCGCUGUGGAGGGAAUGAUCGCUUCUCAGUUUACCGCCGAAUCGAAAUUUCAGGGGUUCGGGAAAAAGCUUCGGACUUCUGUCUAGCGGUUACAAAGAAUAGCGAUAACAAUAUCACCACUAACUGGCAGCGCUGCGGGGAUCGUCUAGACGGCUGUAUAUGCAGAAACGGGACUGUUGAUAUCAAUUUCGUAAUCAAAACAAUCAACCUCACAUGGGAAGAGGCCCAGGAAGAAUGCGAAUCAGAUGAUAUGAUUUUGGCGGUCUUCAAGAGGAGAUUCAUAUCAGAAUGGAGUGAAAUUCAGGAAGGUGCCAAUUUUUGGACAGGCACAUACAGUCCGACUAUGUUAGAAUUCAGUUCAGAGGCUGAAGUCCACAGUGAUGAUAAAUGCCUUGCUGUUACGAACUUCACCAAAGAUGAAUACAACGUGGCUGUGUUAGAUUGUAACCAGAAUCAUGGAGUGAUUUGUCUCAACGAUAAUGGGACACUUAUUGACAUCACUACAUUACCGUAUGAAGGUAGUGAACACAUGACGUCACACAAGAAUAGCCCGGAUGUCACUAGUGUACGCACGACCCCUUCCUCCACCAUUACAGUAACGACAGAGCUGCCAUACACCGGAUUGUCACCCAUGAUAAUAGGUCUGAUCUGUACCGUGGUAUUUGUGGCUGUCGUCCUGACAAUUAUCCUGGGCGUACUAGCGGUUCUCCUCUACAGGUUCAGGGAACAGAAAAGGCAACUAAACAUGCUGAAAGGUCCCACGAUAAGCUACUCGAAUCUGGAGCAUAGCAUUGUGGUCAGCUACAACGAGGCGCAAGAAAAUGAGGAUCCAGGAGGCGACCUCGGAAAUUUGGAUAAUGUCACGGAGCGAUUGGACGCGUUAUUUGUCCGUAAAGAUGAAAUGUCUCCGGAUGAGAAAUCUGAACACCUCUAUGACGUUUCAGACAACGUAAACAUUGAACUUCCAGGAAAACAGCAAAACGGAACGGUUUUGAAUGCACGAGGGGAAACACCGGAACCGGAAGAAGGUGAAUAUAUGGAAGUUGACAUAUGUGAAGAAAGUGGAACUCCUAUUGUCGUAACGAAUGGCGAGAGUGAAAUCCCAAAAGACGUUGAAAAUAUGGAAAGUAGUUUCAAAAACAAUGAACAGAGGAAAGACUCUUUGGUGAAAGUAUCGGAGAUACGUCACGAAAACGACAAAAGUGAUGAUAAAGAACACGAUAUCGAUGACGAAUAUGAUCACACAGAUUCGUACGUCAGGCGAUGUAAACGAGAGUCGGAUACGGACACUUACGAUGAAUUUAACACGAAAUCGUGUGAGCUGCGUGGGUCUCGAAGUGAAUGUUUGUAUGACCGAGUGGGUAGUGAUAGUUACGAUGAACUUAAGACGGGAGUGGCAGCCAAACAAAAAAUUCAUUAUGAGGAUAUCGAACUUAACUUUGAUCUCCCUUGAUUACUGAUAAUGAACUGGUUACUGAACUCCAGAAAGCUCGUUUUCUGAACAUUCGUAUAUGGUACGGAUCUUAACCAUAACACUUAUCAAACCACGCCCCGGUUUUAUCAGCGUUCCUCAACUUAAGAAAAUUUCUUAGCUUAAAAUUGUCCAUAGGAAAGCAUUACAAAAUUUAAGGGAAAAGUUCCUCAAUUCUUUAGUGUUUUCCUAUGGACAAUUUUAAGUUAAGAAUUUCCCUUAAGUAAAGGAAU